AUGCCUUCACAGAUCUCCCUUGAGCAUACAAAUUCAUUUGUCGAUUCGUCUUUCUUUGUCCAAUUGUCCAAGAUCAAGUUGGACGUGAUGAAAUUGGACGUUUCCCCAAAGCAGAUAUACGGAUCAAGUCCUUUCUCUUCUCUUUCUGAUAACUCCCAACCAUCCAUCAACCUCAACGAUGCCAGUUUUGGAACCCUAGAAGAAUUUGAGAAAAGACUUCCAAAAAACUCCAGUUUCAUCUCCCCUGGUAGAAUAAUGAAUGUUAAUACUCUUGAAGAUUUCAAGAAGCUUGAUAAGAAGACCCUUCUUCGAAAGGCUGCCGAUUAUAUUGAUAUCGCAAUUAGGAACAAAUCCGUUCUCAGAGAUCCUUCCUUAUUGUCUCAGUUCUUUGUUUUAUCAUUCUCCGACCUAAAAAAGUACAAGUUUUACUACUGGUUUGCAUUUCCUUUACUACAUCCUGAAUACAAGGCACAGUUAGUUGAUAAGAGUAUUGAUAUUGAGAAAUAUACGGCAUUGCUAGGCAAAGAGACAAUCAAUCAAAUCAGUGUUAUUAAUGGCAACAGUGACAGCCUUCUACCAUUUGCAGAUCUACUUCAACAAGAUUCUAGCAAACAACUUGAGUUAUUAUUUGUCGACACGGCCACGGAAAUGGGCUCUUUUUCGUAUGUCUUGGGUAACUUGAUCGCUGCACUAUCUGUAUAUGGCUUUGCUCAGGCUAGAAUAUUUGUUCACCACAUACAUUUUCAUAAGAAGUAUGACUGUACCAUUGAUCUUAAUAUAUCCACAGAAAUAGACCCGAGUGUGCACAUUUCUGGAUGGGAGAGAAUGUCCGGAGGACGCUUGGGUCCUAAAAUGGCCAAUCUUGGUUCGCUUAUCGAUCCUCUCCAACUAGCGGAUCAGGCAGUCGACUUGAAUUUGAAAUUAAUGCGUUGGAGAGUCGCUCCAAAUUUAAAUUUGGAUGUGAUCCGCAACUGCAAAUGCCUUCUUCUUGGCUCCGGAACUCUUGGAUCCUAUGUAGCUAGAGCGUUACUCGCUUGGGGUGUUCGCAAAAUCACAUUUGUUGAUAACGGUAAAGUGUCGUUUAGUAACCCUGUGAGGCAACCGUUAUAUAAUUUUGAUGAUUGCCUUGAGGGAGGUCAGCCAAAAGCUGAAGCCGCUGCUCUCAAUUUAAAGAAAGUAUUUCCUAAGGUUGACGCUCAGGGUUAUACAUUAGACGUUCCGAUGGCUGGACAUCCGGUUACAAAUGAGAAAAGAGAGAAAAAGGAUUUUGUACAACUUUGCAAGCUUUUCGACGAAUCUGAUGCCGUAUUCAUACUCAUGGAUUCCAGAGAAACUAGAUGGCUACCUACAGUACUAGGAAAUGCCAAGAAUAAGAUAGUGAUCAAUGCCGCUUUGGGUUUCGAAAGCUACUUGGUUAUGCGGCACGGCUGUAUUAAUCCAUCUGUUCCGUUCGAAGACCAGGAAGAAACUCGACUUGGAUGCUAUUUCUGCAAUGACGUCUAUGCGCCUUCAGAUUCACUUACUGAUCGUACGUUGGACCAGAUGUGUACCGUGACCAGACCAAGCGUUGCCAUGAUGGCCUCUUCAUUGGCAGUAGAGCUUUUCGUUUCCAUUUUACAGCACAAGGAUAAGCAAUUUGCACCACAUUCAAGCGAGGGACAACAGACGGUACUGGGUUGUUUACCUCAUCAGAUGAGAGGAUUUCUCCACAACUUUGAGAUAUUAAAGCUCAGCGCUCGCAAUUUCAAGUAUUGCUCUGCUUGUUCCAUCAGAGUAAUAGAGGAAUUUAACAAGAACGGAUGGGAAUUUGUGAAGAAGACUCUAGACAAUCCUAAAUACUUAGAGGAUCUGGUCGGAUUGACGAAAAUACACGAUGAAGCAGAAAAGGCGGCUUUGGAGUUGGAUGCCAUAGACAGCGAAGACGAGAUGGUGUAG
This is a messenger RNA of Brettanomyces nanus, 1935 nucleotides long. RefSeq names its product Autophagy protein 7 (gene ATG7). NCBI's taxonomy places the organism in Eukaryota, Fungi, Ascomycota, Pichiomycetes, Pichiales, Pichiaceae. The coding region runs from base 1 to 1935 and encodes 644 amino acids. The transcript has a single exon. Gene Ontology annotation, cellular component: phagophore assembly site; cytoplasm. Gene Ontology annotation, molecular function: Atg12 activating enzyme activity; Atg8 activating enzyme activity. The record is from RefSeq and is a predicted model, not a curated record. Gene Ontology annotation, biological process: autophagy of mitochondrion; C-terminal protein lipidation; piecemeal microautophagy of the nucleus.